CUUUGGGGCCAGUCCCAUUCUCUCAGCCUCAGAGGAAGGCAGUGGUGCAAACCCACUCUGAAGAAAUCUGAUAGGUUCAUAAGUUGGAAACUGCUUGAAGGCACACAUGUUUUCCACUAGCAUUAUAUAAACGGGGUAGAAGAAGGAUUUAUGCAAGGGAUGUGUGUGCCUCUGGGAUGUUUUAUUGUGCUGGGCAUUGGCUUUCUAAAGCAUUGCAGUGGCAAUGGCUUUAGGAAACUGUUUUUGCCUGUUCUGCACAAGUUAAGGCAUUACAUGCAAUUGAGGAAUCAGUUGCGUCCCUUGUGUUUGCACAGCUAAAGACCAUGAAAGCUUCUUAAGCAGCCUGCAGAUGGGAAGCUAAUCCAACUCAGACAUGAGAGCCUCUCAGCCACCUGAGCUGGGCCUUUCUGUCUCCUCUAAGGUUUUGAGGGGCUGAAAUGGAUCUCUUUGGGGAUUUAUAUUCAGGAGCAGAAGCACUGUAUAUUCUUUAAAUGAACAACAGAGAGAACAGAGCAGACAGUUGUCACUUUAACGUUGUCAAGGGGCUCUCUUUUUACAGGGAAUGUGAGGUUGCUGUGGCUGGAGGUUGCCCUGGCAGCUUGCCUUGAAGCUUCUAAUAAAGAGUAAGGUUUGUGUCUCGCAACCUGGCUUGUUGGGGCCUCUCCUGUCUUAAGAACCUUGUGCCAAAAAAAGAAAAGAAGAAGGUGCGGCUGGAUUGCUGCCUUUGCUGUGUCUCGUGGUUCCCCACCUCUCCCUCAGGGCUUGGGUGCAAGGAAACAGCUCCCUGUGCUCAGUGCUGCAAACUGGGCCCAAGUCACAACAGAGUUUCUGUGACAGCAUUGGGUGCCUGCGCAAAUGGGCUUCGGCGGUUGUAAAAAAUACUUUUGACAUGAUUCAGAAAGCCUAGUGUGCUCAAUGCAACAUGACAACAAAAGGGAAAGCACUUCCCGCUGAGAUUGGCAUUGCCUCAUUGACAGAAUUUUCUGUCGUCUUUUCAUUCACCUGUUAAUUGUACCCUGUCUUUUGAUCACUUGCUUUGGAAUCCCUCUGCCUGGCAUCUCCCAUGGCACAGCCACAGGACUCCGUCCAUCGUCAUACUUCUCAUAAUAAGACCACUGAGGCUUAUUCCAGGAGCAGCUUGUGCCUGUGGAACGCAGAGCUGAGAGGAGUGCAUCCAGAUGCUUUGAUCUCAAGCCAGGCGUGAGGAAGAGGGCAAAUGGCUGAGCCGUUGCUGGAGGAAGACUCUUCCCUUGAUUCCUCCCUCAGGACUGACUGCUGUGUGGGAAAACUAGGGAGACCAGACGUGCUUCUCAUCUCUUAGAUCCACACGUGGCAUUCUCUGAAGUGAAUCAUUCACUUGGGAAGUCAGUAGGAUGGGAAAACAUCCUCCAGUGCUGACCUUACCUGGGUUUUCUGCAUUUACAAUUUCUUCUAGAGGAAGGAUGAGGUGUGUAGCUGCACAGAUGCUGCCAUUGUAGCUGCACCCCUGGAUUAAAAACACAUUAUUUGCCUUGGAAGUCUUGGCUGCAUAGCAUUGACUUUUAAAUGAGCUGAGAAUGAAUUUCCCUUCUCAUUUUCUUAGUGUCUCCUUUGUGACCCAGCAUGUCAUAGUGGUUUGAAGCACUGGACUAGGACACGGGGGGACCAGGGUUUGAAUGCUGGCUCGGUCAUGUCAACUCACCCGGUGAUCCUGGGCAAGUCCCUCUCUCAGCCUCCGCAGAUGGCAAUGGCAAACCCCCUCUAAAGAAACUUUCCAAGAAAACCCCAUGAUAUAUUCUCCUUAGGGUCACCAUAAGUUGGAAACGACUUGAGGCCACGGAACAACAUCAAAUCCUCUUGCUUAGGAUGAAGAAAUAGUUGGAGGGCUUGGUUUGCAGGCAAUCUCAAGAAGGCCCCUGGAUAACAAGUUACCUGCACGCUUUCCGCUUCUUAGCCACAAUUAGGAAGGUUCACAUUUUGCUGCAAAUGUUUCAUAUGCUGCAGAUAUUUUGCAUGCUCAAAAGGGGCUUCCGGGAUGCGUCAUUUGAAAACCAGAACUAUAGGGAAGAUGGUUAGGAGUGGAUGGGAAGCGACUGACCCAGCUCCCCCUCUGUAAGUGAAACGUCUCUCUGGCACCGGCUUCAUGGGGUCUGCAUGGAGUCAGGCUGCCAGAAAGGUUUGCUAAUCGGUGUGCAGCCCCUUUUUUCUUUUUGGAAACAGAGGAGCAUUGGGUACAUUUGUUCCAAGACUGUUCACUCGUUCUCAAUGCUAUUUCUCCUGAACAGCAGCAGAGAUGUUGCAUCAUUCUGAGCUGCUUUGAGCGUGGUGGUAAGAAGCAGACUUUCUAGAAAUCCAGAGAAUACCCCACCUUAUUCCCUGACCAGGAUUCAAGGUGGCUUAUGAAGCUUAAAACAAGGACAGCUUUAGAACUGAUAUCAUAACAAAAAUUUAAAAUGUAAUUAAACUGGGAGUACUGUAUAGUAAGAAAGAGUUAACAUUCCAUUGCUGGGAGUGGGGAAGGUAAGCAAAGAGGAAGCAGCUGAGCUCUGAAUUUGGUGUCUCACGGUGGGGGGGGGCUUGUUUGGUCUUUGUUGACUUUCCACAGUUCGGCUUAAUGAGGCAUCUUCGUUAUUCAUAUACUGUACAUACAAAACAGGAAGCCCUUUCAGAUCAUAUCAGCAAACUACUUCCUUAUAUGUGCAAAAAUAAAGCCUCUCUUGACAGCAGUGCAAGUGACACUUCCUUAAACGGGGACGAGCCCUGCACUUGUAGACCCCAGCCAUCCAGCCACCCAUGGAAGGUGGGGUGGGAUGUUUCAAAAGCCCACCGUGACCACCGUGACCCUCUCUUUUUGCAAGAAGCAAGAGUGGUAGGAAGUGUAGUGGGCAGCCAUGCCCAGAGAACAGAUUCCUGCAGCCCCAUGGAGAGUGUCUACCAGGCUCUCUCAGGUUUCCUCCCCGCAGCCCGGCUGCCUGUCUCCUUCCAUCCCACCAAGUAAAGGCAUCUCCUCGUCUCAGAAGCACAGCAAAAAGGCACUGAAGCAGGCGCUGAAGCAGAAGCAGCGGAAGCAGCAGCAGUGCCGAGGCAGCGUCCCCGUCCCCUCGGGCCACCACCAUCUCCUCCAACAACAUGCCAAGGCAGCCAGCCACCCGGUUCCUGCAAAAUCUGCUUGGGAAGGAAAGCAGUCGGAUGGACAUUCAAGUAGCCCCCCAAAUUCUACAUCUAGCUCCUCUCCCUCUGUCAAAACUGAGCCCUCCCUGCCAAUCUUGGGGAAGAAGACUUUCCAGAGAUCGGACAGACUCCAUGCGAGUAAGACAACAGCUUCCCUCCCUUUAAACAAAGGGCAGCUAAAAAGGACGAAAUGUGCCGAAAUCGACGUGGAGACCCCAGAGUCUAUCCUGGUGAACACCAACUUGCGGGCCCUGAUCAACAAGCACACCUUCUCCCUGUUGCCGGCCGACUGCCAGCAGAGGCUGCUCCUGCUGCUCCCGGAGGUGGACAGGCAGGUGGGGCUGGAUGGCUUGAUGAAGCUCAGCAGUUCUGCCCUCAACAACGAAUUCUUCACCUCUGCUGCCCAAGGAUGGAAGGAGCGCCUUUCAGAAGGGGAGUUCACUCCAGAGAUGCAGCUGAGAUUACGGCAGGAGCUGGAGAAAGAGAAGAAAGUGGAGCUGUGGAAGGAGCAUUUCUUUGAGAGCUACUAUGGCCAGAGUUCUGGAUUGAGUCCCGAAGAGUCCAAGCAACUGACUUCCUCGCCACCUGCUGCUCAGAGCCAGACCCAGGCUGGGAGCCCAAGACCUCUGCUGCAGAAUUGCCCCUCAGCACUUGUUCUGGUGGGCAAGGAAAAGGUGGGCCCUCAGACUCAGCUGGUACCACCACCACCACCCAGCCCAGAAAUCAAGAAGGAGGAGGAGGAAGAGAAGAAGGAGAAAGACCGGUCCGAAGCCCCCUCAGUGAGGCCAGCAGAGCCUGUCAGGAGCAGUGCCCCCUCCCAGUUGAGCAGCCAGGGCCUCCGCAGGCUGUCCAGGGGGGCUGAGGAGCCCAUCUUGGGAGAGCAGGGAAAGGAGAAGCCGCACGCAGGGCAAGAAAAUGCAAGCAAACCAAAGAACCCCCCUGCUCCCGCUACUGCUCCUACUCCUGUUCCCGUUCCUGCUCCCACUCCUGUUCCCGUUCCUGCUCCCACUCCUGUUCCUGCUCCUCUUUGUGCUCCUGCUCCCACUCCUGUUCCUGCUUCUACCACCAAUGUACCUCAGCCCAGUCCCACAGAAGAGACUCAGACGGCAUCUGCCACAGAGAGCCCCACCACCAGCACGGAGCAGAUGGACACUGGAGCCCGUCCCCUGAAGAGGAAGCCAGAGGCCCCCGAAGAGGUCUCGUUGGCCCCGGAAAAGCGCCCCCACGUCGCUCCAGAGAAGGGACCCACCCCUCCGCCUUUUCAGGCCCCCCCGCAGCACUUUCCCACCGCACCUGUGCCAAAGGUCCCUCCGCUCCGGAUCCCCGUCUCCCGGAUCCAGGGUGUCCCUGUGCCCUUUCCCGCCGCCAGCCAGGGCUCCUCUCCCCGGCCCAGCUUCCCAGUCAUCCUCGCCAGUCCGCGGAGGACUGGGGCCAGGACGUUGGCCGACAUCAAGGCCAGGGCCCAGAUGGCCAGAGCCCAGCGGGCAGCCGCCGUUGCAGCUCAGGCCGCCGCUGCCACUGCUGGUACUGCUACGCCCGUCGCAGGAGUCAUCCCAGGCCCGGGGCCUGGUGGGGGGAGAGGGGACGAGCGGAGUGGCCCGGGGCCAGGGAGGCCUUGUGGCACUGCACUGGACCUGGCUGGAAGUGGGGCGGGUCAACGAAGGACUUUGCCCACCGGUGCCAGCGCCAGGCCCACAGAAUCGGCAGCACCGACGGCCCCGGAACCUGCUUCCAAGGGAAGUGCUGCUAGAACACAACUACAGCCAGCGGCCCCAGUCCAACCCAGGACGGCUGGCGCAGAGACCCCGUGCGCGCCCCGGCCAGCAGAAGGGAGCACUGGCCACACAGACCCCAGCCCCGUGAAAGCCUCUGCCACUGCUGCCACUGCUGCCCCAAGCGUCCAGGAGCCAUUGGCCCCAAGUGCUGCUUUUGUUCAAAGAACGGAAGUGCCCAGGAGAGCCCAUCCUGCUCUGGGCCCAGCCUUGGCCCCCAGGACAGAUAAUGCAGGGGCUGUUUUUGGGAGCAGAUCCGUCUCUGGACCUGCCUUACCUCGGGCAACAUCAGCUGCGCCUUUCAAGUUAUCCCCUCCUCUUCUUUCUCAGGCAGGGCCUGUGCCAAUGCCGCCUUCCUCCCAUAGCACUUUGUCAGCGAACCAGAGCCUUAAUGCCCCCUCAGGAGCCUCAGCUACAGGCAGCAGCCCUCCUCCUCUCCGCUCGAGCUCCAGCAUUCCUGCCAACAACCCCCUGGUUACUCAGCUGCUGCAAGGCAAAGAGGUCCCCAUGGAGCAGAUCAUGCCCAAGCCCCACUUUAGAGUGGAGACAAAGAUGGUGCCGGCACCCGCAAAAGAAGGCCAAGCCCCUGUGUCCGCCCCCAGAACCCUGCCUCUGAAAGAGGUCAGUGUGGGACAGCCUCUUCCUCUCAUCUUUUCAUGGUGGGAGAAGCCAGGCCUCAGCCAGGGCAGGCAGCCCCAUGGUCCAGCCGCUCAUUCUUCCUUGCCAGGGCAGGACUCAUGGGGCACUCACUCUGACCAGCGCACUGGCCAAGACGUCUCCAACCCAGCAGUCCGGGAGCAGAUCCUGCAGGCCCUCCUGCAGAGGGUCCCUCCUGCCCCAGAUCAGCCCCCUAAUGCCGCUGCCCCUGCUCGCCCUUCUCACCUCCCACUCCUCCCCCAACAUUUCCCAACAGAGACUAGCUCCACCACCCCGAGGCAGCGCACAACCCUGGGAUUCAUUGGGAGGCGGAUGUCCAAGCCCGCCAUGUCUGGCCACUACCUCCUGAAUGUUUCCACCUAUGGGCGCUGCUCUGAAAACCUCAGGAGGCGCCUUGCUGUGCCCCCAGAGAGUCGCCUCUGCCAAGACGGGCCGCCCUGUGUGCAGCUGGAGGGGGAAUGGCAUCAGACGGCUGACAGCAGUGACAGGGAGGAUGGAGGGGACCCAGACAGCAAUGGGGCUGAAGGUGACGAGGUGGAUGUCUUUGUGAAAGAAGACUGUCUGGCUCAAGGGCAAGCAGGAGCUGGAGGAGGGCAGGUGGGCCUCCCGGUCAGCACUGUGAAAGCAGAGCAGGGGGCCGUUGGCCACAAGAAGGGAGCCCUCCCACUGUUCUUGGCCACCCAGGAUUAUGCUGUGCUGAGGGAGGCGAUUCAGGAACACGGGCCCCAGGCUGUAAUAAAGACUCGCAGCAUGGCACUUCGUGCCAGCACUCCAGUGGACUCUACCCCUCUGCAGCCCCUGUUGCUCCCUUCCUCCCAUCCUUCACGGUUGUUUGGGAGCCCUGGCGGAGCCACCCAGCUGGUUGGGCCAGGCUACAGCGGCACCAUCAACGUCUCCACUUCCCCGGACCUCCACCAAGAGGCACUGCUGACAGGCCUGUCGGACCCCAGCCGCAUGGGGGAAGUGGUCUCCUUCUCUGUGACUGUGACUACCAUCCCCGCCGGCCAGCCAACGAACGCUCUGGGCAGCCCCCGGCAGCCCCUUCAUGGACAGGCCUUCUCGGAAGAGGGGGUCCUGGAGGACCUGCCCUCCAAGUGCUACUGCCGCCUGAAAGCCAUGAUUGUCUGCAAGGGCUGCGGUGCCUUCUGCCACGAUGACUGCAUCGGACCCUCCAGGCUCUGCGUCUCCUGCCUGGUUGUGCGGUAGCAGGGCUGGCAGGGGGAGGACACCAUGGCCGGAGUGAACUGGCGUCCCACUCCCCUCCCUGUCCCCUCAGUACCUGCUGCAUUGUUGCCUCAGGAGUGAUGGAAGCACCUUGGACGGACGGCAGGGCCCCCAGGACGAAUGUUUGCACUUAAGGAAUCAUGUAAAUAGGUUGCAUUGUUUUGUCUUUAAAAAGUUUAUUUGUCCCUCUG
This is a messenger RNA of Sceloporus undulatus (fence lizard), 6994 nucleotides long. RefSeq names its product ASXL transcriptional regulator 2 (gene ASXL2). Gene Ontology annotation, biological process: positive regulation of transcription by RNA polymerase II; animal organ morphogenesis. The transcript has 9 exons. Gene Ontology annotation, cellular component: PR-DUB complex. Lineage: Eukaryota; Metazoa; Chordata; Lepidosauria; Squamata; Phrynosomatidae. The coding region runs from base 2871 to 6785 and encodes 1304 amino acids. The record is from RefSeq and is a predicted model, not a curated record. Gene Ontology annotation, molecular function: peroxisome proliferator activated receptor binding; chromatin binding; DNA binding.